Xiphias gladius (swordfish) is the source of this 1660-nucleotide messenger RNA. RefSeq names its product ATP-binding cassette, sub-family G (WHITE), member 2b (gene abcg2b). Gene Ontology annotation, molecular function: ABC-type transporter activity; ATP hydrolysis activity; ATP binding. Gene Ontology annotation, cellular component: plasma membrane. The transcript is spliced from 15 exons. The record is from RefSeq and is a predicted model, not a curated record. Lineage: Eukaryota; Metazoa; Chordata; Actinopteri; Istiophoriformes; Xiphiidae. The coding region runs from base 16 to 1632 and encodes 538 amino acids.
UUGCUGCAUUUUCCAAUGUCUAACGGCGAGCAGAUUUUUUGUGAUGUUGAGGAGUAUUUCCAGGAACGAGGGCCAACUGUCACGUUCAGCAACUUGCACUACUGUGUUCAGGAGACGAGAUUCUGCCGCAAGAUAGGUCCUGAAAAAUAUAUCCUCAAAGAUGUGAGCGGCAUCAUGAGACCCGGGAUGAAUGCUAUCAUGGGCGCAACAGGAAGCGGUAAAACAUCACUUCUGGAUGUAAUAGCAGGAAGAAAAGACCCUGCAGGACUGCGCCAGGGAAAUGUCUUGGUAAAUGGAAAAGCUGUCACACCUGAGCUCAGGCUCAGCUCUGCCUAUGUGGUUCAGGAUGAUAUCCUGAUGGGCACGCUGACUGUGAGAGAGAAUCUGUUGUUCAGUGCCAACCUCCGUCUCAACCCCAAGCAGCACUCCACCAAAAAUAAACACAGCAGAGUAGAUGCCAUCAUACAAGACCUGGGCCUUACAGACUGUGCAAACACUAAGAUAGGGACGGAGUUUCUGCGCGGUGUAUCAGGAGGUGAGAGGAAGAGGUGCAGCAUCGGGAUGGAGCUCAUCACUUCACCUUCUUUGCUUUUUCUGGAUGAGCCAACCACAGGGCUGGAUUCCAACACUGCAAACUGUAUCAUCAGUCUGCUGCACAAACAUGUUGCUGAGUGUACAAACCCGUUGGCAACAAAGUAUCGCCAGUCCCAACUGUACCAGAAUGUUCUUGAGGAGCUGGACCAUGUGAACCAGAGCGUUGCUGAACUGGUCAAAAGUCAAGAUGUUGCAGCCAGCUAUGCUACCUCUUUCUGCUAUCAGAUGCGUGUCGUGUGUGGCAGGACGGUGCUGAACACUCUGAGGAACCCUCAGACCUCUUAUGCCCAGUUUGCUCUCAACAUCUUUUUUGCGCUUCUGGUGGGACUCAUUUAUUACCAAAUGCCCUUGACGCUGCCUGAGGGUUUACAGAACAGGAGUGGAGCGUUCUUCUUCCUUAUCAUCAACAUGGUGUUUGGGAAUCUCUCUGCUGUUGAACUCUUUAUCAAUGAAAGGGCGAUCUUCGUUCAUGAGAACUCAAGCGGCUAUUAUCGUACUUCCGUCUACUUCCUGUCCAAGAUCUUUGCUGACCUCAUCCCCAACCGCAUCAUCCCCAUCUUUGUGUUUUCAGGCAUCGCCUACUUUAUGAUGGGGUUGAAGCCUGACUGCGAGGCCUUCCUGUGUUUUGCUCUGACCAUGUCUCUGGUCAGUCUGGCAGGAGUCGGUCUGGCUUUCCUCGUCUCAGCAAGUGUUUCCUCCUUUGCCAUGGCCAACAUCCUUAUUGCCCUACCCUUCGUCUUCAUGAUGGUUUUUGGUGGUUAUCUUGUCAAUCUCAACGCCAUGCUAAGCUGGCUCUCCUGGCUGAAAUGGAUCAGUAUCUUCAGAUAUGGAUUGAAUGCUGCAUUCAUCAACGAAAUGAAAGGACAGUUGUUCUACAGCAACAGCACCAUCAUCCCAGGGGAGCAGUUCCUAAAAGGCCAGGACAUCGACUACUCUGUGUGGGGCUUCUGGCAGAACCAGGUGGCUCUGCUGGGAAUCAUAGUUGUUUGUAUGUUCCUGGCCUACGUGCAGCUGCGACGAAUCAACCGCUGGAAAUGAUGCCUGCAAAUCUGUUUAUGUAUCCGUC